AUGGAGAAGGAACCAUCCGCCCCUGCCGCCGGGGGCCGAGGGGAAGGCCUCGUCGUCGCCCUGCGGGAGCUGCUCGAGCUCAAGGACCGCCGCAUCCAGGCUUCGGCGUUCUUCUUCGCCUGUGGAGCCUCCGUGGUGCUCCAUGGCACCGUGCUCAAGCUCAACCGCGCGGAUAAUCCGGAGCAUGUCCUGGCUGGAUAUGGGCUUUUCACCAUAGGCGCCGCGCUGGGGUUCCUCACGCUCAGCGGCUGUGACAGGCUCGGUCGCGCUGCGGCUCGAGUCGAGGAACUGCUCAGGGGAUUCUUCCAGUAG
Molecule: messenger RNA, 312 nt
Organism: Miscanthus lutarioriparius
Lineage: Eukaryota; Viridiplantae; Streptophyta; Magnoliopsida; Poales; Poaceae
Source: the annotation of a GenBank genome assembly